AUGGAAUCUCCUUUAAAAGAGAAAUUUGAUAAAACAUUUACGCCACGACGAAUAUUUUCUCAGUCACCUCAAAAAAGCUUCGAAGACUUAAAGCGCCCAAGGUCUCUUAUUAAAGUUAAUUUAUUUCAAAAGCUUAAGCUUCAAGAAUACAUGAAAAAGCUUGAUAUUUCGCCUUCGCCUAUUCGAUGCAAAAAUCCAUUUGCUAUUAAAGAAGACGAAAUUUAUUCCCCUUCCCCUAGAAAAAACAAGAUAUUUUAUAUAGACCCUAGAGAACCUUGCAUUGAAGAACUUAUUGAUUCUAUGCUAUCUAACAGACAAAGUCCUCUUAGAAAAGAUACCAACGUAUGCGCAAAGUCUUUAGACCCUAAAUUGACGAAUAGUUUUCUUAAUCCCCACUAUGUAGUUAAGCAAAAAAAUUUCCUUGAUUUAAUGGAAUUAAAUUUUUUCUCCAAAGGAAAAAUCAUUAUUUAAAACAAGCUGUUUAAAAUGAAUAAAAUUAACUCGAAAUUCUAUUAUAAGUUUGUUACAUAUAUCUUUAUAAACAAUAUUAUAUUAUAAUGUUUUUUCUCUCACUUUGAGGAGGAAGUUAAGGAAAUGGUACAUAUAGCUAAGCAUGGGAUUAAGAAAAAAAUAACCUUGGAUUUGCUUAAUAAUCAUGCUAAAGCUUCAGAAGCUGAAGAGUUUUGGAAUAACCAUAUCAGCGGAAAAGCAGCUGUAAGAUGGGACGUUUUCCAAGAAUCUUUUAUAAGAUUUUUAAUUUUAUCGAUAAAUACCUCACAAGGUUAUAUAAGGAAACUUAACUGGGAGGCGUUUUUUAGUAAACUUUAUGAAUCAAUUUCUAUUUCAGAUGAAAGUUUUUCACUGUAGCAUGAUUUUUUUCGGCAGACAUUUUCUCAGCGUCAUUUGGACCAAAAAUCAACACAUUUUUAAGCAAAACCAUUAAUUUUGCACAAAGAAAAAAUUUCCGGCCAAAUGGCCCCGAUAAAAUACCUGCAAAAAGAAAAAGUUCUUGAUGAAAAAAAAUUUAGUCACUUUUCAUUGUGGCCAAGAAUCAUCAGUUACCCAAAUACAUUAAUUUGCCGAGGAAAAUUAGUGAGAUGCGAUGACUGGAAAAUAUUUGUUGAAACAGGAGCAUUUAAAUCUAUACCAAAAACAGUAUAUGCAAAAAUACAAAAUUUCAAUAAAUAAAUUGCAAUAAUAAUUUAUCUCCAUUUUAACACAAUUUACCUUAGAAAGGAUUACUUUACUAUCAUGCAUUUCUAAUGACUGUCAUUUUAUAAAAGAUUUAUGGCAAGGGAAUAAUUUCACAUAUGCUUGCGGAACACAAUAUAAAGGCCAAUGAAACAGCUAUUUAAGAGAAGGCCAAGGAACUCUGACAUUCCCCAGCGGCGAAAUUUUUCAAGGGAUUUUUUUUAAUGGGCUAAGACAUGGGUUUGGAAUUUUUGAAGGAAAUGGGUAUUAUUAUAAAGGAGACUGAGAUAACGACCAAAUUCAUGGUUUUGGGACUAUGAAUUAUCCAAACGGGUCUACAUUUACUGGAGAAUGAGAACAUGAAAAUCCCAGAAAUGGGACUCUAAAAUGGGCUGAUGGGAUUUAUACAGGAGAGCUCAAUACGUAUUGCUUACAAGGACAAGGAAAAUUAAUCACAAUAGAUGGAGAUAUAAAGAAAGGAACAUGAGUCAGAGGCAAACUCAAUGGAAAUGGAGAAAUUAAGCUAAAAAAUGGGCAUAGAUACUCAGGGAUUUUUGUGGAUGAUUAUCUUGACGGAAAAGGAGCAUUAGAGACAGAAGAAUUUUUUGUUGAAGGGUGGUUUAAAAAAUCAAAACCUCAUGGAUUUGCAACUAAAAAAUGAUACAAUGGAGAUAUUUAUGAAGGAUUUUUUUUGAAAGGGAAGCCAAAUGGAAAAGGCUGCUUAAAAAAUGACAAUGGAGAUAUAUAUAAAGGAGAUUAUAUAAGAGGAAAAUUAAAUGGAAAAGGAGAGUUCACCAAUAAUGAUGGGGUUAAAUAUGAAGGGGAAUUUGUUGAUCAUUUAUUUCAUGGAAGAGGAGUGUUGAAAUUUAUUUUUACAGAAAAUAAGUGCAUAUAAUUUGAGAUAAUUAUUGAUAUUUUUAAAUAUAGGCUACCAUAUUUUUCAUUAAAAUUAUAUAGUAUAUUUAUAAAGGAGAGUUCAGAGAAGGCAAAUUUCAUGGCAAAGGCCAGCUUAAAAUUGAAAAUAUAGGCGACUAUUUUGGAGAUUGGGUUGCUGGGGUCAAAGAUGGAGCUGGAACUUUAACCCUUCAUAAAAUGACUUAUAAAGGCAAAUUUGUUAAUGAUAUUGUGCAUGGGAAUGGGUCGAUUUAUUUUUAUGACGGAAGUUAUUAUACAGGAGAAUGGAUAGAAGGAAUUCCUCAUGGCCGAGGAGAAGCUUUGGAUUCAGAUAAUAAUUGAUUUUCAGGGCUUUUUAUUAAUUCUAAGCCUUUAUUGAAAAAUCCAUUGAAUGACGAAAUUUUUGAAGAAUUAGCUAUUUUUAAAAAACAAACCGAAAAUAUUGCGAAAAUUGAAGUAAUUAAAAUUUAA
Messenger RNA from Blepharisma stoltei, 2556 nucleotides. The record is from the annotation of a GenBank genome assembly. Lineage: Eukaryota; Ciliophora; Heterotrichea; Heterotrichida; Blepharismidae.